Molecule: messenger RNA, 246 nt
Organism: Aureobasidium musti
Lineage: Eukaryota; Fungi; Ascomycota; Dothideomycetes; Dothideales; Saccotheciaceae
Source: the annotation of a GenBank genome assembly
AUGUCCGACGAGAAGACCACAACAAACCAGCAGCUCGAGCAGACCGAGAGGCUCGAGGCCCAGGUCAAGUCUGCAGACAUGCAGGAAGCCAUCGAAGUCGCACAAGAAGCCAUGGAGAAGUUCAACAUCGAAAAGGACAUUGCACACCACAUCAAGAAGACGACUAACGAGUUCAUGCAGNAGACCAAGCACUUCAUCUACUUCUACUUGGGUCACUGCGCUAUCCUGCUGUUCAAGACGCAAUAA